Ochotona curzoniae (black-lipped pika) is the source of this 3491-nucleotide messenger RNA. RefSeq names its product progestin and adipoQ receptor family member 3 (gene PAQR3). Gene Ontology annotation, cellular component: membrane. Lineage: Eukaryota; Metazoa; Chordata; Mammalia; Lagomorpha; Ochotonidae. The coding region runs from base 152 to 1087 and encodes 311 amino acids. Gene Ontology annotation, molecular function: signaling receptor activity. The transcript has 6 exons. The record is from RefSeq and is a predicted model, not a curated record.
CGGCGGCGGCCGAGGCGCGAGCGGGGCCGGGCCUGGGCAGCCGCGGCGGCGGAGGACCUCGCGCAGUGUCCGCGGGCUCCGGGGCGGGGGCUCCAGCGGCCAGGCCCCCUCCCCGGGGAGGCGGAGCCGGGAACGCCGGCGGCCGAGAAGGAUGCAUCAGAAGCUGCUCAAGAGCGCGCACUACAUCGAGCUGGGCAGCUACCAGUACUGGCCGGUCCUGGUGCCCCGCGGCAUCCGCCUCUACACCUACGAGCAGAUCCCCGUGUCCCUCAAGGACAACCCUUACAUCACCGACGGCUACCGGGCCUACCUGCCCUCCAGGCUGUGUAUCAAAAGCUUGUUUAUUCUGUCUAAUGAGACGGUUAACAUCUGGAGUCAUUUGCUGGGUUUCUUUCUCUUCUUCACACUGGGCAUCUAUGACAUGACAUCUGUGUUACCUUCUGCAAGUGCAUCCAGAGAAGAUUUUGUGAUUUGCUCUAUUUGUCUUUUCUGCUUCCAGGUUUGUAUGCUUUGCUCUGUGGGCUAUCACCUUUUCUCCUGCCAUAGAUCAGAAAAAACCUGUCGAAGAUGGAUGGCGUUAGAUUAUGCAGGAAUUUCUAUUGGAAUACUGGGAUGCUAUGUCUCAGGAGUAUUUUAUGCGUUUUAUUGUAAUAAUUAUUGGCGCCAAGUGUACUUGAUCACAGUGCUGGCCAUGAUCCUGGCAGUGUUCUUUGCACAGAUUCAUCCUAAUUACCUCACACAGCAAUGGCAGAGGCUCCGUUCUAUCAUCUUCUGUUCUGUUUCGGGAUAUGGAGUGAUUCCUACUCUUCAUUGGGUUUGGCUCAAUGGAGGCAUUGGUGCUCCCAUUGUACAGGACUUUGCACCUCGUGUACUUGUGAUGUAUAUAAUUGCUCUCCUUGCUUUCCUCUUCUACAUUUCCAAAGUGCCAGAACGGUACUUUCCAGGACAACUGAACUACCUCGGAUCAAGCCACCAGAUAUGGCAUGUCCUUGCAGUAGUGAUGUUAUACUGGUGGCAUCAGUCAACAGUGUAUGUCAUGCAGUAUAGACAUAGCAAGCCUUGUCCUGACCAUGUUUCACAUUUAUGAAUUCAGGUAUGGCUACCUGGUGAAUUCAAUUGUUAAGCAAUAUGUAAUGGGGAAUUAUAUACCCCGCUGUUUCUAAGGUUCCCAUUACUUUUUGUUUUUCCUCUUGUUUGAUACAUCAUGAGUAAUGCUUUAUAAAAACAGAAAUAUAUCCUUGAGUAUCUGUGUAGUAAUAACUGCUGUAUGGACUCUGAAAACUUAAUAAUCUGCUGUUUAUACAGAAAGUGAUGUCUAGAUGGCAAUCAUAAGAGACACCUGCACAGUGAAUGUGAAGCCAGUGGAGAAAUAGGGUUUAUUUUCCUUCACACCAGCUUAAUUUCCUUAGGAAGGGCUCAUUUCCAUUAGAAAAUGGAGACAUCCUGUGUGAUUACUUACAUAGAAGAUAUUUUCGGUAAAUUGUCAAAUUUAAGUGCCUAAUCCAAGCAAGGUUUGUUACAGCCUAUGCUUAGUAUUCAUACAAGCUACGAGACUGAUUCUGUAUAAUCACUAGCCAGUCAACACAUACUCUGUCAGCAACUGGCACUUGAGAGAUUGCUGCCUUUAGCUAGAAGUUCUCUGCUCCCUAGCAACAGUGAAGUUUUCCAGCUUCCAGAACCAAAACUGAAUUUCUACUCCUUUUGGAAGGAUAUUAAGAAAAGGAAAGACACUUGCAUUGUCAUUUUCUCAGAUAAACAUCACAUUAGAAACUAAUUACAUAAUUAGGCAACAGAUUCUAUCAAGUCUUUGGGCUCCAAGACUUCUAAUUUCUAGAUACCAUGUAAUUCCAAAUAAUAAUUUAAUUGCACGUUGACUGCAGAAAUUUUUGAUCCCAAUGCCAGAAAACCUUUCAUUUUUCAGAAUUUGUAUUUCUGAAUUUCUUGAUGAUGGGGAUUCCCAGCUAUAUGGCAUCUGUAGAUCCCAUUGGAUCUGUGUAGACAGCCACGCCUUGACAUGGAUGUGCCUGUUCCGGCCUGAACAGAUGCGCAGAUGCGCAGUGGCUGAUGGGAUCAUUCAUGUUUGUGCAUGUAUUUAGCAUCACACUCACACAACCCCGAGAAACACUAAUACUUGGAACUGAAGCAUUAACCCUCGUCCAUUUUUGCAUAUACUUUGUAGGUCUCUCGACCCCCUCCUUUGGUUUGGUAUUUUCAUAUGCAUUAAUUAAAUUUCUUAAAAACAUUCAUAAAAACUUAGGUUUCUCAUUGGAAUAUAAAAUAGUAUCAGAACCCAAUUACUAUCAAAAACAAAAGUUGAAGCUGGUGAAGCUUACUCCCAGAAUGCUUUGCACAGGAAAGCUGCUUGAAUGUGCCUCAGUUUAUGUAUCUGUAAAAUGUUUCUUUCCAAUAUAGUGUUAAACAUUGCCCUGCUAUGCUAGUAUCACCACAAGGAGAACUUUCCCGCAGGGGUUCAGUUGGGGCACUUCCGUCACACUCAUUCGUAGGAUGGAAUGCUACUCUAAGCUGGUUAUUUACUUUGUAAAGCCACAAAUUUGGUGUAUUUGCUAGGUGGUAAAAGAUUUUGGUCUAACAGCGUAGGGUAUUAUUUCCAGUAAGACAUCCUGUAUUUGGCUUACUUUUAAAUUGACAUUUUAGCCAAACAAAAUAAUACUGAGUAGUCACACUCAGGUUAAUAAAGGGAGAGUCCAGUUAUUUGGGUAUGGAACCAUUUUUUAUUAUAAAAUCUCUUCCGAAUUUAAAAAAAAAACUUUGGCUUUUGUUUUUUAAAUUCCUAUUUUUGUUAUGUAUUGAUUUAAUAUUUGGCAUUUGAAUUUAACACAUAAGAUAUACUGUAUUUUUUGACAGCUUUCUUUGAAUUUAAAACAUGUUUGGUCUCACUGUAGAGAGAAUUAUGUCAUGUAAACAUUGCAGCUGUUUAUGAAAAUGAUUUUAAGAAGACUUUACUCUCAUUUUUAUCUUUACGAUGAUAUAUAUUUAUUGUGAAGUAGAAAAUGAAUCAGUUGAUUCCUGUCAAACUGUAAACACUUCUCUACAUAUUCACCUUUGUUGACCACCUACUGUGUGCGCAGCACUACUGGUAAGAUUUCUGAGACAUUGUUGGCAUUAAAUAGUAUUUAAUUGCAUAUAAACCUGAGCCAUGUAAUAACGUAUAUUUAAGUUAUUUGUAUUUUUAGUUAUUAAAAUGAGAUUAAAAGAAUGCUAUCCAGCUACAAAACUGAAAAAGAUUGGUUUUAAUUUUACUUAUAUGUAAACUGUAAAAGCUGUUUAGCCACACCCUCUGUUUUAAAAUUAUGUCUAUUUUAAAUUGUCUAUAGUGAUUUACAGGAUUGUAGCUUAAUUCACACAUGGUUAUCUCCUUCUUUAAAGCCAAUUUCAAAUAGCAAGGUAGUGUCUGUUAUUACAUUGAGUGCAAUUCAUUAAGCUGCAUGAAAAAAAUAUGUAUUAUGUAAAUAAAAUAGGUUUACUAAAUA